Molecule: messenger RNA, 1980 nt
Organism: Penicillium alfredii
Lineage: Eukaryota; Fungi; Ascomycota; Eurotiomycetes; Eurotiales; Aspergillaceae
Exons: 1
Coding region: 1-1980 (659 amino acids)
Source: RefSeq, a predicted model, not a curated record
AUGAAACGCCAGCAGCCCCAUAAUUUAUCAGAGAUCGCGCGAGACCAGUUCCGAACCCCCAGCCGACCCAGCCCGCUGGGCCCAGCAGCAUUCGCAACCUCAAAAAGCACCUCGAAGCGACGCCGGUCCCCCGACUCAGCAGCACCCACGCGCAUUCACAAGAGGAGCUCUUUGCCCAGCGGCUCGCGGGCCCAGCCCACCCUCACCCAGAUCGACUUUGUAACGCAGCCCACGGACUCGGAUGAAGACCAGCUCGAUUACAUUGACGAAUUCAAGCCUCGUGGCGAGACCGAGACCCAAGACCCAGCUAAAGACGAUGACUCUGACGACGCGGACUAUGAAACACCCCGGGCUCGGUCGGCUCGGAUCUCGAAGUUCGGAAUGAAUCAUCCAGCGCGUGCAUCCAACGAACACCCGAAGAAACGACGAAGUGUUGGGAUUAAAGGUCGAGACUCUGAGCCGAGAAGCCAUGGCCUCAGAAAGAGCGAAACACCAAGGGCAAGUAUCGGUGCUAAAAGCCGUCGGAAAUCACUGGAGAAAUCGAAUGGGAAGCCAGACAAGACUCUUACACAAAUGGACUUUGUGCGGCGCUACAUAACCAUCGAUGAUGAUGACGACGACGAUGUCAACAUGGGAUACAUACAGCAAAAGCCUACCACAGAUAAUGCCCAUGAUGAAGAGCGAAAACCAAUGGUUGAAUCGAAGGAACCACCUCCGGAUCUUCCCCCGCUGUCUGCCAAACGCAACCCCAGGGUCUUUGAGGAAGAGCUGGAUCUAUCUACAGGAGAGCCCAUAUCACAGUCAGCCGAUACCCAAGAAGGAGAUUUAGGUCAAGUUCGUCAAGACGCUCCGUUAUCUGGGGCACCGGCGACGCCGCAGAAGCCUCGGAGGUUGGAGGUUCCCUCUUCACAGUCACCUGAAAGCCCCGGUCUGGCGAUCAUCACGUCGUCCCAGUUUCGGGGUGUUACUCGCUCGCCUUUGAAACAAAAGUCUUUGAACCUCCCUGACCAUCUUGAAAAGGCCAUUAAAGAGGAAUCUCCGCAGUCCGAACCGGCAGCUGAGAAUUCACACCAUCCAGAAGAUUCACUCAAUGCCACCACUGCUGGCUCUUCCACUGCUUCUGAGUCUCAAAAUCUGCCUCAGCCUACUUCUGCUGCGAAAACCGCUGUCUUAGUACCGCCCCUAAGGCCAACACCCCAAGGAUCUCCUGAAGCAAACGGCGAACCGACAAGCGAUCAACCCAAGAGGGAGAGGACAGUGGUGUACGAAACGGACGCCGAGACAGAUUAUGGUGACUUUGACGAAAGGUCAAACGAUGGGUCUGAGACCCCAUCGCCAGGGAUGGGACAGCGAGAGCAUGAUUCUAGUCCUGGCUCGCCAAAAGAUGACUCCCAAGAACUGCCAUUGCCGCCGGUCCAAUCCACAACAGAGCCGGAUUCUGCUCCUCCGUCCAACGUUCCUAUGUCGGAUGCCUCGAUCUGCUACCAGCGAAUGCACCCAGCUACACAAUUCCCACAUGAACCUAUUCCGGCGUUGAACACGCAGAAGCUGUCUGAGCUUUUCCCGCAUGAGAGCAGCACUCAAUACCCCCAACCAGAACCGCCACGACCUUUGCCCCAAGAACCUCCUGCAGCAUCCUUACAGACCCAAACACAAACCCAGACUCAGAGCCAGACCCAAAACCAGACCCAAGGGGAAAAGGUGCCAACAGAAUUUGUACCUGAAUCUUCGCCCACUCGGGAACGAGAAAGCAGUGUUGAUGUGCCGGACGCGAGCUUUUCCCGACCUCGCGUGCUUGACUCGGUGGUCCAAGUUGAGUCGUCACAGCCCGUCGACUGGGGCUCUAACCGACCCCGCGGGAUUCUUUCUCGCAGUCAGCUACUCACUUCGAGCGUGAUGGAGAGCGUUCCGUUGCCAAAUUUCUGGACGGGGAGCCAGGACAGUGUGGGAGAGCCGUAUAGCUUGCCGGAUGCUUCAUGA